Molecule: messenger RNA, 1689 nt
Organism: Hemicordylus capensis (graceful crag lizard)
Lineage: Eukaryota; Metazoa; Chordata; Lepidosauria; Squamata; Cordylidae
Exons: 4
Coding region: 979-1590 (203 amino acids)
Source: RefSeq, a predicted model, not a curated record
AAGUAAAUCUUGCACCCAUUCAUCAAGAGUAGGCCUACUCACAAGUAAGGGAGAGAUCUGUUUAUAAGGUUGGGGUGCUCCUUGUGAGCAAGGAUGCACUGUCUGCUCACAAGUCUGAGAGGCUACCUAUGAGUAAGGUUGAGGGUCUACUUGCAAAAAAGGAUGCAAGGUUUUCUAAUGAGUAAGGGUUAUAUCUACUCAUGAGUAAAGAUUCCAAGACCUGCUAGAAUACAUAGCAUUUGGGAAAAGAAUUGUGCCUUUUAGAGAUUCAUUCAAUGGUUUUCUGUUUGUAGGAAUCUGUAGGAAGUUAUUGUUGCUGGUUGAGGACCUGUUCAGUUUCUGGUUGGAUACUUACUAUACUGUAGCAUUCUGGUGAAACACUGUGCUUUGUAAAAAGGCAUUAAGCAAAAAACUUAUCGGAGGCAUCUCUAGCGAGUGAUAGGAGAAGCUGCACCUGUUGAAUUUUCUGCAUAGAUGCAUCCCAACUGAAUCUCAGGCUAAAAGGCCCAGGCAAAGAGCCAGAAUAAUACAAGAUUAAUCUUCUGAAGGGAAGCUAUGGGAAAGGGGGACUGAUCCUACCCUAAGCUAUUAAAUAAGUGUGGUAACUUAAUAUGAAGUGAAAUGGUACCAGCCAGGGGUACAGAAAUAUGGGAAUCUGUGAAUUGUCUAUGAAAUGGAAUUGGCAGACAAAUCUCUGAUUAAAAAGUGGGGUAGGGGAACCCUGUACUUGUGUACACAGGCUCCCAGGAGUGUGCCUGGCUGCAAGCCUUGGUGUUAAUGCGCUCAGAAGCCCCACCCAAGCUGAACAUGAUGCUUAUGGUGUUUGUGUGAAGAGAGUCUGUCGCAGGCUGAAAUGCACUCAACGUUUGUCUAGCUGAACUCAUGGUUGAUGUCAAUUUCAGCUGAGACUGCUGUGAGUCCCAUGGUGGAACUUGUCUUCUCCAUCUUUGGCCCCGGCAAAGUUAAUGGCAGGCCGUGAUGGGUGUAGACUUAUGGAGUAUGUUUUCUUUCAGUAAUUCACAGAAAACCGAUGUAUUUCCAUCAUGCCUUUUUGAGAAAAGAUUGCAAAACAAGCACUUUCGCACCAAUCCAAGGACCCUGACCUUGUGUUUUGUUUGCGCACAUAUAAAUGCAGCCACUGGAACGAACUCUAUUCUCUCCUGGAGCGGUGAGAAGCUGUAUGAAGCAGCUGCUAGAGAAUGCCUUAUUUUCCGUGAGAAAGAUAACGGGGGUGCCUAUUUCUGUCUCCCCCAGGUUGCUCCCUUUGCUGCUAAACAACUUAUUGACAUAUUUCUCCUGGAGCAUUUGAUAGGGAAGAUGAGUUUUCAGGGCCCAAGGCUUUCUGGGAAGGAGCACUCGAGCAUGGCGUUAGAUAGUUUGAUGCUCAAUAUUCUCCUCGGGCAAUUCCUUAGCAUUCAGCAGCAGCAGCAGCAAACUACCUGUAAAAACAGUCCCCUGGGAGAUUUCUAUUUGAAAGCUUUUACCGAGGUGGCUCUAGAUGUUAUCUUGGCAGAGUUGAAUAAAGUGGCAGAGGAAGACAUGGAAGAUCUGCUGGAAUAUGAAAGAGAAGUUAAGGAUCAAGAGUAUUAACAGAAGCCUCUAGAAGAGAGAAAAAGAGCCUGUGAAUAACUUGGGAGGUUUGGCAUGCCCAUGUUUAGUUUCAGUGCAAAUAAAGUAGUGCUCAUCUUC